Messenger RNA from Haliaeetus leucocephalus (bald eagle), 907 nucleotides. RefSeq names its product transmembrane and ubiquitin-like domain containing 1 (gene TMUB1). Lineage: Eukaryota; Metazoa; Chordata; Aves; Accipitriformes; Accipitridae. The record is from RefSeq and is a predicted model, not a curated record. Gene Ontology annotation, molecular function: protein binding. The transcript is spliced from 3 exons. Bases 48 to 674 code for a protein of 208 amino acids.
GACGGUCCCGCUCUAUGCCCGCAGGUCGGUAGCCGCGUGCCGCCGCCAUGGCGCUGAUCGAGGGCGUCGGCGAUGAGGUGACCGUGCUCUUCGCGUUGCUGCUGGUCGCCCUGGUGCUGGGGUUGGCCUGGGCCUCCACCCGCGCCCCCGAGCCCGCCGCGCCGCCCCCCCGGGCCGGCCCCGCAGCCGCGCAGGGUCCCCUCGGUGAGGGGGACGGCGGCCCCGCCGAGCCCACCAUGGUGCUGCGGUUGAAGUUCCUCAACGACACGGAGCGCCUGGCCCGGGUGCGCCCCGGCGACACCGUCGGGGCCCUGAAGAGGGCCUAUUUCCCCGGGCAGGAGCAGCAAGUGCGGCUGAUCUACCAGGGCCAGCUGCUGCGCGAUGACGCCCAGAGCCUGGCCGCCCUGCACCUCGCCCACAACAGUGUCCUGCACUGCCACAUCUCCCAGCACAGCCCGGCCCCCGCGCCCGCCGGCCCCCACGCCUCUGCCGACCCCGUGCACGCCGCCCUCAACGUGGGCAGCCUCAUGCUGCCGCUCUUCGUGCUGAUGCUGGCCGUGCUCUGGUACUUCCAGCUGCAGUACCGUCACGUCUUCACCGCCACUGCCACCACCUUCCUGGCCGGCCUCACCCUCCUCUUCAGCUUCAUGGCCUUCACCAUGUACCGCAGAUAGCACGGCCCCGCACCCCGAGAGGAGCCGCCGCACCCAGAACGCACGAGGUCCUGGGUGGAGACUGCCUGCCGCCGCUGGACCUGGCGGGGGGGCUGAGCUGUGGACUGUGUCCCCCGGGGGCUGCAGGACCUGCCGGUGGCUGGGCACGUGGCCCGCAUGCUGGGUGCCCGGGGCCGGCCGGCACCACAACCGGAGCCAGAGCCAGGCUCGCUGCGGGAGGGAGUGCUGUGCUA